Molecule: messenger RNA, 2054 nt
Organism: Pocillopora verrucosa
Lineage: Eukaryota; Metazoa; Cnidaria; Anthozoa; Scleractinia; Pocilloporidae
Product: phosphoribosyl pyrophosphate synthase-associated protein 2-like
Biological process (GO): purine nucleotide biosynthetic process; 5-phosphoribose 1-diphosphate biosynthetic process
Cellular component (GO): ribose phosphate diphosphokinase complex; cytoplasm
Molecular function (GO): ATP binding; magnesium ion binding; ribose phosphate diphosphokinase activity
Source: RefSeq, a predicted model, not a curated record
GGGAAACUGAUUUCCACGUUUUUCAUGUGUACAUAUCUAGUCCUUACAUUGAUCGGGGGUUACUUUCCUCCAAUCAAACUUCAAGCAUCUUGAGAGACGCCUCACGAUGAAUCCCAGUCAGAGUGGUAUAAUUGUUUUUUCACUUAACUCUAACAAAGACUUGUCUGAGAAAAUCGCCAGGAAAUUGGGAAUUGAGUUGGCCGCGUGCAGUGUUGGGAAAUUUCAGAAUCAAGAAACUUCUGUUAAGAUAGGAAUCUCAGUUCGUGGUAAAGAUGUGUACAUUAUACAGUCAGGAUUGGGUGAGAGUCUUGAUGUUAAUGAUGCAUUGAUGGAGCUGUUUAUUGUUGCAUAUGCCUGUAGGACUGCUUGUGCAAAGCGUAUCAUUGGAGUCAUUCCAUACCUGCCAUAUUCCAAGCAGGCAAAAAUGAACAAACGAGGGUCAAUUCCUUCUAAACUGGUGGCUUCUCUUAUGUGCAGAGCAGGACUCACAAACAUCAUCACAGUUGAUCUUCAUGCUAAGGAGAUUCAGGGGUUUUAUGAUGCUCCAGUUGACAAUUUGAGGGCUUCACCAUUUCUAGUUCAAUAUAUCACAGAAAAGGUUGCUGACUACAGAAAUGCAGUUAUAAUUGCAAGGAAUCCAGGGUCAGCCAUCAGGGCCACCUCUUUUGCUGAGCGUUUACGACUUGGAUUGGCUGUGAUUCAUGGUGAACAAAAGGAGAUGGAAAGUGAGCAACUUGAUGGUCGUCAGUCUCCACCUCCUACGUUAGCUGAGGGACGUCGUUUUGCAUCUGUUAGUAUUGACAGCAUGUCUCUACCAGGAUUUCUUCCCAAAGCUAAACCUCCAAUUAACGUUGUGGGUGAUGUAGGAGGCAAGAUUGCCAUCAUUGUGGAUGAUAUGAUAGACGAAGCAGAGUCAUUUGUAAAUGCCGCCAAGCUCCUGAAGGAUCGUGGGGCAUAUAAGAUUUUAGUGAUGGUCACUCAUGGCCUGUUGUCAGCGGAUGCGCCAGAACUGAUUGAGGAUUCCGCGAUCGAUGAGGUUGUCAUCACAAACACAGUAUCUCAUGAUACGAAGAUGACUCGCUGUAGUAAAAUCAGAACGGUGGAUAUCAGCUCACUUUUGGCCGAAGCCAUCCGUAGAAUUCACAAUGGCGAGUCAAUGGGAUAUCUGUUUAGAAAUGUUCCUUUGGAGGAUUAGCCGAGCUGGCGCGUUGAACUGAGUCUGAAGUAAAGUUAGUUUUGGAAGACUUUCGUGGAAAUUUCAGACAGAACUUACUAUGAGAAAAUAUCUCGAGUGCGUUUAGCAAACUAACAGCUUCACAUUUAUUUAGUUGUGUGGUAAAGUGUAGUGGUCAUGAUAUUAAGCACCUGAAUUAAUGGGCUACUGGGCCACAAACACGAACAACCACCAACGCCUUUCUAGAUAUGAAUACGCCUCUAACGAAAUGCCUGUGUGCAGACCGGGAGGACUGGAUCGUGGAGACGAAGUCGAGGCUUAUUGGUAAAUAUCCCAGGAGAACAUUAUAAAGCCCUGUUCAAACUGUCAUGAUAGAGCACGAUAGUUGGUGUUCAAACGCGCGUGAUAGUUAAAACUAUCAUCAACUAUCAUGACGGUUUGAACGGGGCUUAAAUGGACAAAUUCUUCUUGUUUAGGCCGUUUUUCCCCAAGACCUAUCGAACAACAGUGAAUAGAAAAGCCAAAUCGAGUAAGGUUAGCCGCGAAAGAGAACUUUAUUUCUCCUGUUUUUGAUUGUUAUUUUGAGUGGAAAGUUGACAAGUAAGUAUCAUUUUUGGAAAAAAAUGGCGGAAUCUCGACCUCACUGUUUCUUGGAUCGGUAAUAACUAUCAGCACUUUUUGCACCUCGAUUUCAUUGGACAAAUGUUGAUGGACUUUUCUAGUAAGAACUGUAAAUAAAGACGGGCAAAGUUGAGUUCAAAGAAACAAUAUGAGAAACGAGUUUUAAUGUUUCUGUAUAAUGGGAGCCGCUAAAUGUGUGUGAGGAAAGCCACUUGUCGUUUGUCUGUAAAAGAAAAAGUAAAGUACAGGUGUUACAUCA